CCUGGACUUUAGAGACAGAAACACAACAAGACAUUGGAAGGAAAGAAAGUGGCACAAAGAAAUCAGCCUGACAGAGGAGAAAACCCAUCUACAAGACACCAUGAAGACUCUGGCUCUGCUCUCCAUCUGUGCUCUUCUGUCAGUGUGCUGGUCCAUGGGAGCUGUAGAACCUGAGGCCAUCGUGGAUCCAGAAGCUGACACAGCCGCCGAUCCUGCAGUUGAUGCUCCCAAUCCUUCUUCUUCUUCCUCUUCCUCAUCUGAGUCUGAUUCAGCUUCAUCCUCUACAUCUGACUCUACAUCCAACUCUGCCUCUGAUUCAUCAUCACAGUCCUCCUCCUCUUCUGAGUCCUCUGAGUCCUCCUCUGCUGAAUCCUCAGAAUCAUCUGAAUCCUCAGAAUCAUCAGAAUCCUCAGAAUCCAACUCCUCAGCUUCUGACUCCUCAGCUUCUGACUCCUCAGCAUCUGACUCUGCUGCAUCUUCAUCUUCCUCUUCUUCAUCCUCCUCAGAGUCUGUCAGUGCUGAAGAUUCCCAUGUGGUUAUGAAGAGAGACCUGGCCUCUAUUCUUCUGAGGAGAGAAAGAGCUGUCCAAGGCCAGCUCAGCCCUCUGCAGCUGGAAAGCCUGCAAGAAGUGUGUGAGCUGAAUGUUGCUUGCGAUGAUAUGGCUGACACCGAGGGUAUCGUCGCAGCAUACACCGCCUACUAUGGGCCCAUCCCUUUCUAAAUUAAACACCCCUUCUCCUUUGGACAUUUUUUAGUGCCUUCUGGUAGAAAUAACACAGAAACAACUCCCUUAGAUAUGGGAAAGAAGGAAAAAAAAAUGGAAAAGACGGAGCUCUCUUUUGAAUAUAUAAGCUGCCUGUCAUUGCAUGCAUGGAUACCUGUAGCGGUUUCUGUAUGUUAAGGGUCCCCAUCAGGCUGUCUGAAAAAGGGACACGGAUAUACAAGCCUGUGAAUGAUGUAGAAUCCCAUCCGAGUGUAAAUGAUUUCUCUGCCCUGUAGAGUUAUACAAUGAGUGGUGCUACGAUAUAAAAUGUAUUGUUUUUUAAUGUUUUUCUUUUGUAUAUCAUGCUUUAUUUUGUACUUAGCAGAUCUAAUGAGCUGAUUUUGGUUUUGUGCAAUAGGUGUAAAAACACAAACUGCCUCUUUUUUUGAAAAAGAAUAAAUUAUUUUAUUGUUUUCUUUU
This is a messenger RNA of Cyprinodon tularosa, 1183 nucleotides long. RefSeq names its product bone gamma-carboxyglutamate (gla) protein, like (gene bglapl). The coding region runs from base 101 to 721 and encodes 206 amino acids. The record is from RefSeq and is a predicted model, not a curated record. Gene Ontology annotation, biological process: osteoblast differentiation; regulation of cellular response to insulin stimulus; bone development. Lineage: Eukaryota; Metazoa; Chordata; Actinopteri; Cyprinodontiformes; Cyprinodontidae. Gene Ontology annotation, molecular function: structural constituent of bone; hydroxyapatite binding; calcium ion binding. The transcript is spliced from 4 exons. Gene Ontology annotation, cellular component: extracellular region.